This is a messenger RNA of Annulohypoxylon maeteangense, 1648 nucleotides long. RefSeq lists its product as uncharacterized. NCBI's taxonomy places the organism in Eukaryota, Fungi, Ascomycota, Sordariomycetes, Xylariales, Hypoxylaceae. The transcript is spliced from 4 exons. The record is from RefSeq and is a predicted model, not a curated record. Bases 647 to 1369 code for a protein of 240 amino acids. Gene Ontology annotation, molecular function: protein heterodimerization activity.
GUUUGAAAAUAGCAUCAAAUUUCGAAUGUUACGAUACAUAACCUGGCAACUACUUGCUAGGGCGCCUUACUAGCGCAAAUGGCACAGGAAAUAAUCAAAUCGACUGGAUUCGGUUAACCUGCAACAAUAGCAACCACUACUUCUCGACAUUGACAUCGACAUCGAUAUCUAUACGAUAUUUCUUCGAACCCGACUCUACGGUGUUUCCAAAAGAUAUAUAAUACCAGCCCCCCACCGAUAUUUAUUUUUCUCUCCCUCUUUCUUCUUUCUCUCUCUUCUCUAGAAAUUCAUCUCUUCUCCAGAUACUUUCUUGCAAAAUUCAUAAUUGCAAGCUUAGCAUCCAACUUGGAACGCCAUUUUAACUCUACAAGCCAAGUUCUCAAUCUCUACGUCUACCACUGCUUUUUCCAUAACAAAAGCUACUAUUUGAAUUUCUUGCGCUCUGGGCAAAGUCAUCAUCUUGAUUGGCAAGCCUUUUGGACGAAUACGCGGAUCUCGCUAGACACAGACAGCUACAAAAUCAUUUCUCGACAGUAGUUGCGACAACCGCUUUGUUUGCCAUAGCAUCGCGCGUCCUUGAUUCCAUCGUUUGUUUCAGAACUACCGACCUCGAAACAAAGGAAUCCGUCUAGCUCGAGUAUCCGCGAUGUCGUCACAGACACAGCAAACGCAGGAGAUCAGCCGCGCUCCGAACGCCUUUGAAAUCCACCACGCGCUUCUCCGACCUGUUAUCCUCCAGAUCAUGCGCGCACAAGGCUACCAUUCAUCAACACCUGCCACUGUCGACGCGUUCACCAGCUUGACGGUUAAGUACAUGAUGGCUAUAUCGCGACAGACGGCUCAAUAUGCCAACGUUAUGGACGAGGAUGGUGUAUCGUGUGUGCCUGAUAUUGUCGAUGUACGAAUGGCUCUGGAGGACUGUGGCGCACUGAAGCCCGAGAAAGACUUCACCGAGCAGUUGUUCGCUGGUCAGGAGGAUACGCGUGGUGUCGAUAACUUCAUUGAAUGGGCAACAGGCCCCAAAAACCUCCGAAUCCGUAAAGUCGCCGGGCUUGACAAGCCGACCGUAGGUGACACGGAGAUGGAAGGGGCGGAAGAACUACGGGAGACCGACUACCUCAGUGCUCUUAAGAGGAAGCAUAACAGGACAGCCGAUGACUCCAAAUACGCGCACACAAUCCUCGGUCGCGGUAUCAUCGAGCCUGAUCCUAAGGAGAACCCUAUUCACCAAUGGGCUAUCCAAAUGCACGACCGUGCCAACCGCCCUCCAGAGGCUGAGGUAGCUCCAGAAGAGUCUCCCAGACCUGCCAGCUCGGGUCUGAGUUCCUUGGCAGACGAAGACGUUGCCAUGAUGGACAUGGACUUUUAGAUGUCCGCCAUACCCCACCCAUGAUAUCUAAAUCAUGAAAAACAGCGUGAACAAUUGGGACGUGUUGGAGUUAGGGGCAUAAACAUGGCGUUGGCAAUGGGUCUGUUUUUUUUCGUGGGAGUUCGGUUUGGGAUCAUACAUUGGUUCUUUUGAGGAGAGGAUCAUACAUACAGAAGAAGUAUUGUGACCACAGCCACGCUCAUAAAAUGAGUGUUGGCACACAAUAAAAAGUUUAAACUUCUUUUGCCCUGCCAAAAGGCGGUGGCACCCCACACAUAA